AUGUUGAACGAAAGUCUUACAAACCCAUUGUUCGGAAAAGGCAAGUGCAACAUUGUCAGAGCUGUAAACAUUCUUUUCGAGAAAGGUUUGUUGGAACCAAUUCCAGAUGACAAGCUGACAGAAACUUUUGUACCAAAAGACGAAACAAACUUUUCACUGUUAGCAAGACCAAAAGUUGUUCCAGACAAAGUUCUAGUACAAAAGAAGUACACAAUUCCACAAGGAGUUGGAUUGUUCGGAUACCAACCUGAACCAGAAGAACUUCCAAUGAGGUUGCAAGAACUUCAAGAUGCUAUAAACAAACUUCCAUUGAGACAUCCGAUUGACGUCAAAUUGUAUUGGAGAGCAUCUGAGUUAGGUCAGAAGGUUUUAUAUGAAACAGGUUGCUUCGACGAUGUUUAUGAGAUAACAGGAGAAGUUUCUCAGAAGAUAAGAGACUCACUUGAAUUUCCACGAACUGGACCAAUUGGUUGCAACAAGUUCGACUCAGAUGAAAAGAUAUACUAUGUCGACCUUAACGCUGCAUACAUGAGGUUCGUCCAAUAUAUCCCGACUGGAAUUCCAAACGAAGACGGUGAGUUCCCAGGAAGGAACUAUACAGUUGGAAAAGUCAUACAACAACUCUAUGAUAUUAGGAAAGCUUCAAACCCCAAACUUGCAAUGACAAUCAAAUUGCUUAUGAAUUCGACAUGGGGAUAUUCCAUUAAGAAACCUCAAGAGAUGAAGAGUAAACAUUAUGAGAAGGUCGACAACUUUGUUGAAAGGUUUUCUCCUUUUGUUUUGAAGUACGAAUUCACUCAAGGUCAAAGUGGCUUAGUAACCACAUUAAAACCUAUUGUCGAACAUUGGUCUUACCCUCAGUUCGCAAAGGCA
Trichomonas vaginalis G3 is the source of this 873-nucleotide messenger RNA. RefSeq names its product DNA/RNA polymerases family. The record is from RefSeq and is a predicted model, not a curated record. NCBI's taxonomy places the organism in Eukaryota, Parabasalia, Trichomonadida, Trichomonadidae. The annotation marks the transcript as partial. The transcript has a single exon.